This is a messenger RNA of Helobdella robusta, 2098 nucleotides long. RefSeq lists its product as hypothetical. Gene Ontology annotation, cellular component: endoplasmic reticulum. NCBI's taxonomy places the organism in Eukaryota, Metazoa, Annelida, Clitellata, Rhynchobdellida, Glossiphoniidae. Gene Ontology annotation, biological process: peptidyl-proline hydroxylation to 4-hydroxy-L-proline. Bases 16 to 1524 code for a protein of 502 amino acids. Gene Ontology annotation, molecular function: procollagen-proline 4-dioxygenase activity; protein binding; iron ion binding. The transcript is spliced from 14 exons. The record is from RefSeq and is a predicted model, not a curated record.
GUUGACGGAAGAGAUAUGUUCACAGCGUUGGUGGAACUUACGAAAGCCUUAAGAGCUGAAAACUCCGUCGCUAAAGAACUUAAAUCUUAUAUAGGAAAGGAACUUUUGCGGAUACAAAAAUUGGAAAGCAUUGCACGAGACUUGGAAAAUCACAGCGAACAAGCUCUGAACGAUCCAAUGAAAUACCUUGCAAACCCUGUAAACGCGUACCUCCUCGUUAAGAGGUUUGCCGUCGACUGGACAAACGUAGUUGAACAGUACAUCAAACCGCAUAUCAGCCAUGAGUUCUUGUCUAGCCUUUCAUCGCAGACGAGUUGGUUCCCAGACAGCGAAGAUCUGUCCGGGUCAGCACUGGCGCUUCUCAGACUGCAGGAUGUCUACGCCCUGCAGACGUCAGAAAUUGCAAAAGGAAAGAUUGAAGGGGUGGUCAAGUCUCCAGACAUGAAUGCUGAUGAUUGCUUCCAGCUCGGUUUAGUGGCUUACAAUCGCGAGGAUUUCUAUCACGCCGUACUCUGGAUGGAUGAAUCGUUGAAGCGUGAUCAGAAUGAAACUUUUAAGACCACAGACAGGAGUAAAACGUUGGACUAUUUGUCUUACGCCAUGUAUAGGCAAGGAAAUGUUCACCACGCUUACAACUUAACAAAAGAAUGGCUCACUAUGGACCCAAACAACGAAAGGGCCAAAUCCAACCUGAAUCAUUACAUAAGAAUGAUUGGUGAAAUCAGUCCCAAUGCCGAAAUGAAAAAUAUUAGAAGUCUCCCGGAACACAAGUACACCGCAGAUUAUAACAAUUAUGAAAAACUUUGCAGAGGAGAAAAAACGCACGUGUACCCGCACGAAAAAGAUCUGACGUGUCAGUACAAACGUCACAAGCCCAUGUUCUACCUCGCUCCAUUGAAGGAGGAGUUAAUGUACUUCGACCCGCCCAUUGCCAUCUACCAUGACGCCAUCUCUGAAAAGGAGAUGCAGAAGGUCAAGGACUUAGCUAUGCCGAUGUUGCACAGAUCUGGCGUUUUCCAGCUAUCAGAUACACAAUCUGAAGAGUUUCCAGAGUACAGAACAAGCAAAACAGCUUGGUUGUCGGACCACAGUGAUUCAUUGAUAGCACGCAUCGCUAGAAGAGCGAGUGGCAUGUCUAACCUUACUCUUGACACCGUCGAGUUUUUACAGGUGCUCAAUUACGGUAUUGGAGGACAAUAUGAACCCCAUUAUGAUUUUGCCAGGCCGAAUGAAGAGAGCACAUUUGAAGAAUGGAGAGGCAACCGAGUAGCAACCGUCAUUUUUUACAUAAGUGACGUAGAAGCUGGAGGAGCCACAGUAUUCAAUGAACUUGGUGUUAGGUUGACUCCGAAAAAGCGAGCAUGUGCGAUUUGGUACAACCUACUGAAGAAUGGGGAGGGUGACUAUAGGACGAGACAUGCCGGCUGCCCCGUAUUAUCUGGCACAAAAUGGGUUUGCAACAAAUGGUUCCACAUCAAAGGACAGGAAUUCUCAAGGCAGUGCAGCUUAUCACCAUUAGAAUAAUCUUAUAACGGAAAUAUUUUUUGACAUUAUAAUUAAUUGUAUAAAUUUUAAAUAUUUAUUUAGAAAAUAAUUUUUUAUAAGUAUAAAUUUUAUAUAUUUAUUAAUGAGUAUAAUUUUUUUAAAGUUAUUGUAAUAGGUUCUCAAAAUGGCUACAAAAACUUUAUAUUUUUAUAAAGUUCCAUAUUUUAACAUCAUACAAAGAAAGACUUAGUUUUAAACCGACACUAACCAAUACAUUUGUAUCUUUUAAACAGCGCUUUAUCAAAGUUGGAAGUUUAUUUUAUCCCUGAUACAAUAAUAAAUUACGUGAAUAUUCAACUUGAAAAUGAUUGCUUAAUGAUAAAUUGUUUGAAUCAGUUAUCUGGCAGUUAAAGCGAUUUAGGUUUUUAUUAUUAUUAUUUUCAUCAAUUAUCAUUAUUUUUUGAAGCAAGUUAUGAAAAUGAACAAUUUUGGAUUUUUUGAAUGAAUUGUUUCUUAUACCAGCAUUAAAAUUUGUAUGUUUAGCAUUUUAGAUAUUUCACUAAAAGAUGUUUAUGUUAAACUGAACAUUUUGACAAAUCAACGUUUUGUGAAC